CGAUCUUAUCUGUUCUUUUCUGAGGCUACUGACUGACUGUGGCUCACGGGCACAUAUUUGAGAGACUGGCAUAGCGGUUUUUCAAAAAGAUAUUCUAGUUUGUGUGGUUAGCUGCAGUUUACAGAGGGUUGAAAGUUUAGGUAGACUUAUUUAACUGUCAGCCCUCUCACCUCUUUGGAAGGACAAUUUCUGGAGCUUUCAUUGAAUAUUCAUCAAUGUCUGAAGAAAUUGUUUAUGCAAAUCUCAAAAUCCAGGACUCUGAUAAGAAAGAAGAAACCCAGAAGUCUGACAAAUGUGAGGAGAAAGUAUCCUCUCCUGCUUCCCAUUCAUGGCAAAAAGCAGUCUUGAUUCUGACUCUUCUAUGCCUUCUGCUGCUCAUUGGAGUGGGAGUCUUAGGAGGCAUCUUUUAUACAACUUUGGAGACAGAAAUGAUGAAAUCAAAUCAAUUACAAAGUGUCAAGGAAGAGCUUCAGGAAAAUGUUUCCCUACAGCUAAUGCACAAUCUCAACAACUCCAAGAAAAUCAUGAACCUUACUGCCAUGCUGCAAAACAUAGCCACCCAGCUGUGUCGAGAGCUGAAUAACAAAAAUCCAGAGCACAAAUGUAAACCAUGUCCAAAGGGUUCAAAAUGGUACAAAGACAGCUGUUAUUCUAUACUCAAAGGGUAUGCAACAUGGCAAGAGAGUGUCAGUCUCUGCUCUGCUCGGAAUGCCAGCCUCCUGAAGGUUAAGGACAAGGAUGUGCUGGAAUUUAUGAAGUCCCAGAGGCUAUCUGGUUAUUGGCUAGCAUUGCCGCCCAGUAAAGAAUACAGAUCCAGUGUAACACUGAGUGAGAUAUUCCUCUCUGAAUGGUUUGAAAAAAACACAUAUGACUUAAAUAGCAUGUAUUGCAGAUAUAUUAAUGACAUAUAUGUUUAUUAUGAACGGUGCUAUGUUCAGAAAAUAACCAUAUGUGAAGAGACAGCCAGCAAGGUACAGGUGGAAAGUGUGCUGAAUGGCCUUCCGGACAGUAGCAAGUAGUCACUCUGUAGUUGCUAGUCUCUAGCUACGAUCCUGCUGUAGUGGUUUGAAUGAGAAUGGCCCCCAGGGGCUCGUUUGUUUGAACACUUGGUCCUCGUGGCAGAACAGUUUCAGAAGCACAGGAAGAUGUGGCCUUGUUGGAAGAGGUGUGCCAUUGAGGGUGGGCCUUGUGUUUGCAAAAGCCCAGCCAUUCUGUCUCUGUCUUGUGCUUGAGUAUCACAGCUACUGCUCAAGGCCAUGUCUGCCUGCCUGCUGCCAUCCUCCUCACCACAGUGGUCAUGGACUCUAACCCUGCCGAUGCCAAAUUAAAUGCUUCCUUUUGUAAGUAA
Molecule: messenger RNA, 1348 nt
Organism: Apodemus sylvaticus (European woodmouse)
Lineage: Eukaryota; Metazoa; Chordata; Mammalia; Rodentia; Muridae
Gene: Clec12a
Product: C-type lectin domain family 12 member A
Exons: 6
Coding region: 216-1019 (267 amino acids)
Molecular function (GO): signaling receptor regulator activity
Source: RefSeq, a predicted model, not a curated record